AGAAAAGUUGACAAAAAGAAAAAAGGAGUAACAGACAACAAGACCAAAGGCUCUUUCUGUUUUUCACCUCUCACGAGUCACACGACUAUAUUUUAUCGAAACUUGACAACUUGUCAUGUGAUCUCAACACCAUCUCUACGAAGACGAAGAGGAAGGAUCAUGGACUGGAUAAACGUUUCCUCUAGAUCGAGCUCUCUUACAAUUGGGGAACAAAUCUGCGCCGUCUUCGUACCUUUCGUUGUCAUUAUUGAUGUCAUAUUCUCCACCUUCGGACAAUGCUUCGAUUGCCGCCGCCGCCGAUCGUCUCAGAUAUGUCAGCACCCGGAUCUGACUCGUCUUGCCCAUGAAUCUCAAUUUUCAGUCAAUGAAGUUGAAGCAUUGUAUGAGUUAUUCAAGAAACUCAGCUGUUCAAUUAUUGAUGACGGCUUGAUUCACAAGGAAGAGCUUCGGCUGGCACUUGUCCAAACUCCAAACCUGUUUCUUGAUAGGGUUUUUGAUUUGUUCGAUGAGAAGAAGAAUGGGGUUAUCGAGUUUGAGGAGUUUAUCCAUGCCUUGAGUGUGUUUCAUCCCUCUGCACCAAUCGAGGAGAAGAUCGACUUUGCAUUUAGGCUCUAUGAUCUUAGACAAACCGGAUUUAUAGAGCGAGAAGAGGUGCAUCAAAUGGUGGCUGCUAUUUUGAAAGAGUCUGAUAUGAUGCUGUCUGAUGAACUUCUGAACAUGAUUAUUGAUAAAACAUUUGCUGAUGCAGAUUCCGAUAGAGAUGGCAAAAUAAGCAAGGAGGAAUGGAGAGUGUAUGUGCUUAAGCAUCCCAGCUUGUUGAAGAAUAUGACUCUUCCUUACCUAAAGGAUGUGACGACGGCAUUCCCAAGUUUUAUAUUCAACACCGAGGUUGAAGACUGAGGCAACAACACUUACAAUCUUUUUCUGCGUAUGAAACCAGUUUCUUUAUUGUAUUUUUCCCCAAAUUAGUUGGUGAUCAUUGUUAGCUGUAAGUAAAAAUGUAUCUUUUGAUGAAUACAUUUUGAGACUGUUCCAUUGAAAGUGAUAAAUCAUUUUUUCUACUUUA
Molecule: messenger RNA, 1066 nt
Organism: Raphanus sativus (radish)
Lineage: Eukaryota; Viridiplantae; Streptophyta; Magnoliopsida; Brassicales; Brassicaceae
Product: calcineurin B-like protein 10
Exons: 9
Coding region: 160-900 (246 amino acids)
Biological process (GO): calcium-mediated signaling
Molecular function (GO): kinase binding; calcium ion binding
Source: RefSeq, a predicted model, not a curated record